This is a messenger RNA of Conger conger (European conger), 4216 nucleotides long. Its product is annotated as synapsin-2-like. Gene Ontology annotation, biological process: neurotransmitter secretion. NCBI's taxonomy places the organism in Eukaryota, Metazoa, Chordata, Actinopteri, Anguilliformes, Congridae. The transcript has 13 exons. The record is from RefSeq and is a predicted model, not a curated record. The coding region runs from base 34 to 3441 and encodes 1135 amino acids. Gene Ontology annotation, cellular component: synaptic vesicle; synaptic vesicle membrane. Gene Ontology annotation, molecular function: ATP binding.
CACCCAGCUCUACUCAUCCGUCCGUCCACAGCCAUGAACUUCCUGAGACGCCGCCUCUCUGACAGCACCUUCAUAUCCAACCUGCCAAACGGGUACCUGCCAGAGCCCCCCCCCGGGGCGCCCCCCACGCCCCCCUCCUCUGGCUUCUUCUCCUCCAUCUCCUCCCUCACCAGCGCCGUCAAACACACCGUCGCCUCCGCAUCUGCCAGCCUGACCGAGCCGGCCGAGGCAGCAGAGAAACCCCCGGCCUCAUCAGAGGAACCGGUGAAUACAUCAGAGGAACCGGUGGAUACAUCGGAGGAACCGGUGAAUACAUCAGAGGAACCGGUGGAUACAUCAGAGGAACCCUUGGUUAUAUCGGAGAAACCGGUGGAUAUAUCAGAGAAACCUGUGGUUACAUCAGAGAGAGCAGUGGGUACAUUGGAGAAACCAGUGGAUACAUCACAGAAAGCAGUGGUUAUAUCGGAAAAGGCGGUGGGUACAUUCGCAGGGAAGAAGGCCCCCAUGAUGCAGCCCAGGAAGGUGAGAGUCGUGCUGGUCAUCGAUGAGCCGCAGCAGGACUGGGCCAAAGUGUUCAGAGGUAAAAAGCAAGGAGACUAUGACAUCAGAGUGGAACAGGCGAGGUUCUCUGAGAUCACCAUAGUGUCACACACCACGGGCCGGGUGGACUUGCAGGUGCUCCGGAAUGGGACCAAAGUGACCAGAUCCUUCAAGCCUGACCUUGUUUUAGUACGACAACACGCCUUCAGUAUGACAAAAAAUGAAGAUUUUCGUAACCUGAUAAUCGGUCUGCAGUACGCCGGCCUCCCAAGUAUCAACACUCUCAAGUCCAUCUACAACCUCUGUGACCGACCCUGGGCGUUUGCCCAGCUGAUAAAUGUCCAGAGGAGCCUGGGCCCAGAGACCUUUCCACUGAUUGAACAAACAUUCUACCCCAAUUACAGAGAGAUGGUGACCUCACCCAGGCUCCCGGUGGUGCUGAAGAUUGGACAGGCGUACUCUGGGAAAGGGAAGGUGAAGGUGAAGACUCACACUGAUUUCCAGGACAUGGCCAGUGUCGUCGCCCUCACACACACCUACACCACCACAGAGCCCUUCAUCGACUCAAAGUAUGACAUCAGAGUCCAGAAGAUUGGCACUGACUACAAAGCUUAUAUGAGAACCUCCAUCUCUGGGAACUGGAAGACUAAUAGUGGCUCUGCUAUGCUGCAGCAAGUAGCCAUGAGAGAUCAGUACAAAGACUGGGUGGACACCUGCUCUGAGAUCUUUGGCGGGCUUGAGAUAUGUGCAGUGAAAGCCAUUCAUGGAAAGGACGGCAGAGACUAUAUCACAGAGGUAUUAGGAUCAUCAAUGCCCUUGAUUGGAGAUAGCCAGGAAGAGGACAGGCAGCUCAUCGCAGAUCUAGUCCUGUCCAAACUGAACCAGCGUGCAGCAAGGGCCCCAGCACGCCCUGCUGUGAGACCAGCGACUGCCCAACCACAAGAGGCUAGCCCCCCGAAAGAGCUUCACAAUGAGACUCCAGCUCAGCAUCCAUCACCUCAAGGUCAAACUCAACAAAAACUACCUGACCCCACCCCCAUCACAGCCCCAGUCACAUCCAAGGACCCCAGCCUUAUUCUGGACCCAACCCCCAUCCCUGUACUGGAUCCCAUCAUUAUUAUGGACAAAACCCCCAUCCCAGUACAGGACCCUGGCCUUAUUCUGGAUCAAACCCCCAUCCCAGUACAGGACCCCAGCCCUAUUCUGGAUCAAACCCCCAUCCCAGUACAGGACCCCAGCCUUAUUCUGGAUCAAACCCCCAUCCCAGUACAGGACCCCGGCCUUAUUCUGGAUCAAACCCCCAUCCCAGUACAGGACCCCAGCCCUAUUCUGGAUCAAACCCCCAUCCCAGUACAGGACCCCAGCCUUAUUCUGGAUCAAACCCCCAUCCCCGUCGAAGACUCCAGCCUUAUUCUGGAUCAAACCCCCAUCCCCGUAGAAGACUCCAGCCUUAUUCUGGACCCAACCCCUAUCCCAGUACAGGACUCCAGCCUUAUUCUGGAUCCUACCCCCAUCCCAGUACAGGACCCCAGCCUUAUUCUGGACCAAACCCCCUUCCCUGUAGAGGAACCAAGCAUUAUUCUGGACUCUGUCCCUGUCCCUAUCCAGGAUCAUACCCCUAUUCUAGACACCACCCCCUCUCCAGUCCCCAUCCCUAUCCCUGACCAGGAAUCCAGCCAAGUUCUGGACCCCACCUUGGUCUUCACUCCUACCCCUGCUGAAGACCCAACUCCUAUUCUGGCCCCAACCCCAUUUCCCACUCCAGCUCCAGGCCCCCUCCCCAUCCUUACUCCUACCCCUUCUGAGGACCCAACUCCUAUUCUUGCCCCGACUGCUGUUCCUUCUCCCGCCACCAACCCUGUCCCAACCACUCAGCAGCCCCAGCCUCGAGGCCAGGCAUUACCAGCACCAGGAAAACCAGAGGAGCAACUCCCAAAAGCCUUCCUUCCAAAACCACUACCUCCCAAACCCAUUCCCCCUGUGCGGCGGAAUUCCAAACCUCAACUUCAGCCAAAGCCCCAGCUCUCGCCUAAAGCCCAGCCCAAGCCCCAGAUUCAGCCCCAGAUUCAGCCCCAGAUUCAGCCCCAGAUUAAGCCCCAGAUUAAGCCCCAGAUUAAGCCCCAGGAUCCAUGCCCAUCUCAGGCAGAGGGUCAGUCUGAACCCCAGGCCCAACCCCAGAUCCAACCAAAACCUCCAGUCCAGGCUAAGCCCCAAAUGUAUCCCAAACCCCCAACCUCACCUAAACCCCAGAUCCAACCAAAACCCAAGGCUCAGGCCCCACCUGAGACUCAGUGCCAGGACCAAUAUGAAACCCUACCCCAGGCUGGGCCUAAGCCACAGACCCAGCCUAAACCCCAGACCCAGGGCCAACCCAAGCCUCAAGCCCAGCCAAAACCCCAACCCCAAGAUGGUUUUAAACCUAAAACCCAGACCCAGGCUCAGCCUAAGCCACUGGUUCAGACUGAGCCAGAGAUAGAAUCCCAGGCCCAGCCUAAACCACCGGCCCAGCCUAAACCCCAGGCCCCGUCUAAUUCUCAGGCCCAGCCUAAACUCCAGGCCCAGUCAAAUCCUCAGGCCCAGCUUAAUCCUCAGGCCCAGCCUAAACCCCAGCCCCAGCCUAAUCCUCAAGCCCAGCCUAAACCCCAGGCCCAGCCUAUUCCUCAGGCCCAGCCUAAACUCAAGGCUCAGCCUAAAACUCAGUCCCAGGACCAGGCUGAGCCUCCUACUGGGCAGCAGACAGCAGAGACGCCAGCCCAUCCACAGCUGAAUAAAUCACAGUCCUUGACCAAUGCCUUCAACUUUGGGGACAUGUCCUUCUUCCGCACCAGCAGUGAAGAUGCUGCCAAGGCUGACACAAUCCGAAACCUGCGCAAGUCUUUUGCAAGCCUCUUCUCUGACUAGCGUCCGGUGGGCAGAACCCAACCUGGUGAAAGAUGUGUUUAAAUGAAGUGUGUCCUGGUCCUAAAUUGAUUCUGUAUCCAUCCUCAUUGCCUGCUUUGGCCCAUUACUGUGUGUCAGUUAGACAUAGUGACUGUGCUGUUAUUGUUCUGAUAUUCCACCAAACUCUGGCAACUCUGAGAGAAAAGGUCAGAGAGCAGACAGUGAAAUAUUUAGCAGGUGAAGCUGUCAUAAAUUCCUGAGUGGUGUCACCCUUAGAUGUUGUAGCCUGAUUGUGACAGUGUGUUUAACCUCAGGCAAAGUGCUGUGAUUGGUGAUCAGUAACCCAUGUUUAAUCUCAUGCUGUAUGGAGAGAUCAAAUCAGGUAACUUUCAUUUCAUGAUACACUGGAGUUGGUUUUGAUACUAUAAUGUCAGACCAGAUAAAUGAAAUGCAGUGUCCACAGAGUGCCGGAUGUGACCGGGUCAACAGUGCGAUGGCCUGCUGAACCCCACCCUGUGGCUACACUGCUGAACCCCACACUGUGGUAAUAAGUGGAGUCUGGCUGUCGCCAUAUUCCAACUUAUCCCUGAGAACAGAAAUCUCUUCACUGUUGGAAUAUACAAUCUUGACAUGUUGUGUAGUGUCGAGUUUAUUUUGUAGAGUAAUUUUUGUGGUUCUGUUUUAUAUGUUUAUAAGUGUACAUUGUACAUGGUGAUUAAUUUGUAUGCAACACUGCUUUGCAUGAUCUAGUGAUUACUGUUUAUUGUACAGUCAAUAAAUAUGUAAUGCAUCAUCA